GCGAAAGGGGUGAAUUUCCCCCCGUUUAUAGGCAAAGUCUCGUAACGUUACAGCGGUAGUGCAGUGCUUAACAAACCAAUGUGUCAGGCGGAUAAUGGAAUUGCAAACGAGGCCCCGGUUUGUUGCGGAGGAGACUGAGCGUGUCGGGAUUUUAUGGCAUAAUCUUUCUGUGAUUUUUAACGACAGUUUUAUUGAUAAUUUGAAUGGCUGGCACCAUUCUUGUAUUCAAUUUAAUCUGCGGGUGAUUCAGCGUUUGAUAGUUGAUAUUAGACUAACGGGCUAUAAUUUGUGUCGUAACUCCUUGUGUAAACCUCACCAAGGCAACUCUAACAGGUUGGUCACGAUAGUUUGCUUAUAUAUAUCUAGGGUAUGUAAUUAAGAUAUCAAUGGCACUCCUUUGUGUGCACUAGA
Babjeviella inositovora NRRL Y-12698 is the source of this 411-nucleotide messenger RNA. RefSeq lists its product as uncharacterized. NCBI's taxonomy places the organism in Eukaryota, Fungi, Ascomycota, Pichiomycetes, Serinales. The record is from RefSeq and is a predicted model, not a curated record. Bases 95 to 379 code for a protein of 94 amino acids. The transcript has a single exon.